Racocetra fulgida is the source of this 366-nucleotide messenger RNA. The record is from the annotation of a GenBank genome assembly. NCBI's taxonomy places the organism in Eukaryota, Fungi, Glomeromycota, Glomeromycetes, Diversisporales, Gigasporaceae.
AUGAGUGAAGAACCAGAUUUUCUUUUUAUAACUAAAGAGUCAGAAGACUCACAUGUUAUGAAUGAAAAAUCAAAUAAUGUUGUUAUUAAUAAAGAGCCAGAAGACUCUAUGAGUGAAAGCCAAGGAUUAAGUGAUAGCUUUUUUGACUUUGAUUUUGAAGUAGAUGUAUCAGUGCAAUUUACUAAAGCCAUGUUGGCUGAUAUGAAAUUUAUGACUGAAAACUGUAAAUUUGAAGCUACUGUGCAAAGAAAAUUCCUAGAAAACAAGUAUCUAAUACAAACAAUUUGUUUAAAAGAUUUAUAUUAUACAAUGCAAAGACUUCACCCUAAUAACAAAGCAUUACUCAAUGAUGCGGCAAAGGUAUGA